Molecule: messenger RNA, 800 nt
Organism: Clunio marinus
Lineage: Eukaryota; Metazoa; Arthropoda; Insecta; Diptera; Chironomidae
Source: the annotation of a GenBank genome assembly
AUGUUGAAAGUGUCAAAACUUGACCCUUUUCUUGUUGUCAAUUCGAAACCAAUGACUGCCACCAAAAAUGCAAAAAUAUUAUUGAUUCGCUCGAUUGAUUUCGAUUAUUUGAUUGAAAUGACAAAAUUAUCAUACCAAACAAUGGCACAACGACAACGAUUAAGCUCAAUGAGUGAUCACAGCUCUCCAUCAAGCGAUGUUUCAGAGAACUCGGAAACUAUUGAUGUAUCUGAUCUACGCCAUGACAAUCUGAACUUGGAAACAAGUUUGAGCUCUGAAGUCACAGAAAGCGAACGGCAACAGAUUGAAAGUUUUUUCAGUGGAUUGGGGACAGAGGUUAAUAUCAAUUAAUGAAGUUAAUUUAUUGACAUUGAUCUAACCGAAAGUGGAAGUUUCACUGCGAAAUAUGUUUACAUAUCUACUACAUCAAUAGUUAAACAAAACUCCAUCAAAUAACUAAACAAGAUGUAACUUCCAAGAAAAUUUUGAUGAAAAAAAUAACAAAAAUUGAUUUAUUAUGCAAAGCGAAUGGUUUGUGUUCGCAUUGACGGCUGUGAGAAACGAAAGAAACAUUAAAUAAAUCUCACGUGCUUCACAGCAGAUUUGAAAUUCAAUUAUGAGUCAUUGAAAGCAUUUGUUUGAACUUCAACUAAUUCUAUAGUCAUGUCGAAGUGAUUCCGGAAAACAAUGACGACGUCAUGUCAAUUAUUACAUGAUUUCGAAUGUUUUAUAAAUGAAAUUUUUAUUUUGAGGUCAUAAACUUUCCUUGAUUGUUGUGUUUUCGUCAAUGUUUCGGAAAA